GGAACAGAAGAAGAAGAUAGCGGUUCAAAGGUCAGGCUGGAAGUACUUCCGGAGCCGCUGGGGUCACAGAGAGGAGGAGAAACCUGAAAUACUACUAAAAUGCUGUUACGAAGGGCGUUGCACAUCGGAGGGUUGACACUGAAACACAGCAGGUCCAUCCAUCACAGUCCAGUAUGGAGAAACCCUCUAAUACCCAUAGUGGUGGAGCAGACGGGGAGAGGAGAACGGGCGUAUGACAUCUACUCUCGCCUCCUCAGAGAGAGAAUCAUUUGCGUAAUGGGUCCUAUCGACGACUCUGUAGCCAGUCUGGUUAUUGCCCAGCUGCUGUUCCUCCAGUCAGAAAGCAACAACAAGCCCAUCCACAUGUACAUCAACAGUCCCGGCGGUGUGGUGACAGCAGGCCUGGCCAUCUAUGACACCAUGCAGUACAUCCUCAAUCCCAUCUCCACCUGGUGUGUCGGUCAGGCAGCCAGCAUGGGCAGCUUGCUCCUGGCAGCAGGAACCUCCGGCAUGAGGCAUUCACUGCCCAACGCCCGCAUCAUGGUCCACCAGCCUUCAGGAGGCGCCAGGGGUCAGGCCACAGACAUCGCCAUCCAGGCCGAGGAGAUCCUGAAGCUGAAGAGACAGAUCAACAACAUCUACGCCAAACACACGGGGCAGCCGCUGGAGACCAUCGAGGGCGUGAUGGAAAGAGACCGCUACAUGAGUCCCAUGGAGGCCCAGGACUUCGGCCUCAUCGACCGGGUCCUGGUCCACCCGCCUCAGGCCGGCCAGGACGAGCCAGAACUGGUGCAGAAAGAACCGGCGGCGGCGGCAGCGAGUCCUUCACCUCAGCCAGAGUCUGCAGCUCCAGAGCAGGCCUCCCCGGGGACAAACCCCCCGUCCUCGUAUAAACCUGAACCAUGAACUGACCACAGCAGAGCAGCCACAGAUCUACAAGCUCCUCCUCAGGUCCUGAGCCUCAGCAGAGUUUCUGUUCUUCAGUAGGACUUUCUUCCUCAUAUUUAACACAUGGAUCAGAUGACAGUGUAGGUUUUAUAGCUCUUCAUUUCUGUGAGAUAAAAGUCAAAGAAACGACUGAAAAGCAAUCAGCAGUCAUCUGAGUUCACACACUGGUUUGUUUAGAGGAGGGGAAGCCCGUUUCCAUGACAACGUCACGUGUUUCUGUAGAGUGAGGAAAGCCUGUAUUUGAUAACUCAUAUUUGUAAUAAAUAUGAUCAUUUUGACCACAAAAUAA
Messenger RNA from Acanthochromis polyacanthus (spiny chromis), 1237 nucleotides. RefSeq names its product caseinolytic mitochondrial matrix peptidase proteolytic subunit (gene clpp). Gene Ontology annotation, cellular component: endopeptidase Clp complex. The coding region runs from base 100 to 906 and encodes 268 amino acids. The transcript is spliced from 7 exons. Gene Ontology annotation, molecular function: serine-type endopeptidase activity; ATPase binding; ATP-dependent peptidase activity. Gene Ontology annotation, biological process: protein quality control for misfolded or incompletely synthesized proteins. The record is from RefSeq and is a predicted model, not a curated record. NCBI's taxonomy places the organism in Eukaryota, Metazoa, Chordata, Actinopteri, Pomacentridae.